AUGCCUCUUCUGCGCGACGUGUCCGACCGCGUUUGGGACUACAUUAGCCCGCGCAAGACGCAGAAGCGCCGGGACAAGCCGUUCAAGGUCCCCGCAUUGCCCGUCAGAUCCAAAUUGGCCGAGAAGAACUCCCCAGAGAUCACUCUUAAGAGCAAGGUCGAACACUGGGCACCCAAGACGCCAGCUUCUCCCUCCGCCGUCGACAAGACUCUGCUGCCUCCCUCCCCGCCGACUUCCCUUCACCGAUACGAGGAGGACUUCGAUGGCGACACCUUGGUCCACGACUCCGUUGAAGACGAGUACUACUACAACGAUGAAGAAGCCGACGCGUGGGACGCUAACGACACGACCGUGGUGGUCGACGAUGGAAAAUACAUGGAGAUGCGCAAGCCCGUCAACCGUACGAAGGAGCAGAUGCGCCAGGAGAUCCAAUGCCGCGAGCUUCGCCAGGCUGGUUGGUCCGAGGACUCAGUGUUCAUGUUCCAGAAGUUGAACCUGCGCGGCUUCGAGCCUCUUCUUCCGGACCCGUGGAAGACGGAUUUCGUCACAUUACCUCUGGACCUCUUCACCACGAACGACAGCAAGGCUUUCAUCAAGGCAGACGGCCAAUCAGACUUCCGAGCUCAACACGCUUUGAACCAAUUGUUCACCGUUGGCGGCCUCGCUCGAGACGCGGUCCUCACCAAGGCUCGCAAGCGCACAGCCGAGCGUCACAUCGUGCAAUCAGUCAAGAAGUAUUCCCGGUGGGCUAUGCGGGACGGCGGCAUGCGACGCACUCACAAAGAUCUCAAGCUUUUCGACACGGUAGCCUGCCCCAAAGACGUGCCCUCCUACAUCUGCGAGCAGAAGAUGAUCCGCAAGCUCCACAAGCUGCAUCAGCAAUGGGACGAUGAGAUGCUCAGCCACGACAAGACCGGCCUUGUCGCCGCCCCGGAGGAGCUUCCCACUCUCUAUGGCGUCAUCGCAUCGCACACGGUCAUGGCCUUCGUCAGCUACGUUCUGCCCACCGAGCCGAACCCCAUGGGCUCGCUACGCACCAUCGCCAUCUUCGACUUUGGCGAGGAGGGCUACGAUGUCUGGAACUCGCUUGCGAUUGCUAUCUUUGUUAUUCACUGCCGCAACAGGAUGCAGGAGCUUAAGGAGUUUUUGCCGGAGCCCGUCGUUGUGCACAGACGCGAUCCGGACUUGUAG
Messenger RNA from Didymosphaeria variabile, 1191 nucleotides. RefSeq lists its product as uncharacterized. The record is from RefSeq and is a predicted model, not a curated record. NCBI's taxonomy places the organism in Eukaryota, Fungi, Ascomycota, Dothideomycetes, Pleosporales, Didymosphaeriaceae. The coding region runs from base 1 to 1191 and encodes 396 amino acids. The transcript has 2 exons.